GUAACACUAUAAAUAUACUUGCCAAAUAUCUCCACUCCACAUCUCUCUCUCUCACUACCCAUUCAUAUAUAUUUUUUCCUUUCAAUAACCAAACAAACAAAAUAUGCAGGAGGAUCUGACGUCAGCAGCAGCGUAUUACCACCACCAAUCAAUGAUCAUGACGGCGGUGAAGCAGCAGCAACCGGAGUUACCGGAGCAAGAGCAGCUAAACUGCCCUCGCUGUGACUCACCCAACACCAAGUUCUGUUACUACAAUAACUACAACCUCUCACAGCCACGUCACUUUUGCAAAAGCUGUCGUCGUUACUGGACCAAAGGCGGUUCCCUCCGUAACAUCCCCGUCGGCGGCGGUUCUCGCAAGAACAGCACUAAACGCUCUUCAGUCGGAUCAUCGUCUUCUUCCUCUCCGUUUAGCAGCAGUCCAAAGAGUAAAACCGCCGCUGUUUCCGACCAAGAGAGGAGAAUCACGGGGAAUUCGGGUCAAGAAAUGGAUCCGACCCGGAUGCUAUACGGGUUACCGGUUGGAGACCCGACUGGUGGGAAUUUCAGUUCGCUGUUGGCUUCGAAUAUGCAGCAGAUUAGAGGGGUUAACUACGAAACCGGGUCGGGUUGGUAUCCGGAUAUGGAGUUGGGUUUGGGUUUUCGGAGGAGUGAUGACGCCGCGUUAACUGAUGAUGAUCUAGCCAUGAAUAGAGUGGGAAAGAAUUGAAGGGUGAUUUGGUUAAUUCGUAUAUUUUAGUCGUGGCAUAGUCAAUUAAAUUAUACACGACAAAUGAUGUCGGUCCAUUUAAGUGAUAUAUAUAUUCUCUUAUUCUUUCUUGGCUCUUGUGAGUGUUAUAUUAUAUGAUAUUUAAUGAAAUUAUAGAAUGCGACUAAAAAUCGACAUUAUUUAAAGAUUCCGUGUUGUACAUUUAUCUGAUUAAUUGUGUCAUUGUUUAAUCAUUUAAUUUCCGGAAUUAAUGUAUUUGCCAAAAGACAACUUUAAUUUCAGUAUGAG
Eruca vesicaria subsp. sativa (arugula) is the source of this 997-nucleotide messenger RNA. Lineage: Eukaryota; Viridiplantae; Streptophyta; Magnoliopsida; Brassicales; Brassicaceae. The record is from the annotation of a GenBank genome assembly.